This is a messenger RNA of Theobroma umbraticum, 1683 nucleotides long. Its product is annotated as malate dehydrogenase, mitochondrial-like. Gene Ontology annotation, cellular component: cytoplasm; mitochondrion. NCBI's taxonomy places the organism in Eukaryota, Viridiplantae, Streptophyta, Magnoliopsida, Malvales, Malvaceae. Gene Ontology annotation, molecular function: L-malate dehydrogenase (NAD+) activity. Gene Ontology annotation, biological process: tricarboxylic acid cycle; malate metabolic process. The record is from RefSeq and is a predicted model, not a curated record.
UUUUUUUUUUCUUUAUUUCACUUUUCUCAGUGAUCCUCUCCACUCCUUUCAAAGCCUCUGCAUUUCUUCUGUUCUCCUAUUCCAUUUUCUCCGCAAAACUCAACUACCAAGUCUUCCUCUCUUCUAACUCCAAAUGAAGAUUACCAUGUUGGGAUCUGCAGUGGCUGCGUUGAAGAAGGCCACAGCAGCAUCACCUAGCACAUGUGCAUCAACCCAUCUCUUGAGUCGGUCCUACUACUACGCAGGGUCCUCCCCUGAAAGGAAAGUUGCGAUAUUAGGAGCGGCAGGGGGCAUUGGGCAGCCACUGGCUCUGCUAAUGAAGCUAAACCCUUUUGUCUCUUCCCUUUCUCUUUACGAUAUAGCCAAUACUCCCGGUGUUGCGGCCGAUGUCAGCCACAUCAACUCUCCUGCUCAGGUUUCAGGCUAUGUGGGUGAAGAAGAGCUGGGUAAAUCAUUGGAAGGAUCUGACCUUGUGAUUAUUCCUGCGGGCGUUCCAAGAAAGCCUGGAAUGACCCGUGAUGAUCUUUUCAACAUCAAUGCUGGAAUAGUGAAAUCCUUAUGCGUAGCCAUUGCUAAAUAUUGUCCCAAUGCGCUGGUCAAUAUGAUAAGCAAUCCAGUGAAUUCAACAGUCCCAAUUGCUGCUGAGGUUUUCAAAAAAGCAGGGACCUAUGAUGAGAAGAAGCUAUUUGGUGUGACUACACUUGAUGUGGUCAGGGCUAAAACUUUCUAUGCCGGAAAGGCUAAAGUGCCAGUGGCUGAUGUUGAUGUACCGGUAAUCGGUGGCCAUGCUGGCAUCACUAUCCUCCCACUCUUUUCUCAGGCCACACCAAAAGCCAACUUGCCUGAUGAUGACAUAGAAGCUCUUACUAAGAGAACACAGGAUGGAGGAACAGAAGUUGUUGAAGCAAAAGCUGGAAAGGGAUCUGCAACACUAUCAAUGGCCUAUGCUGGAGCUGUUUUCGCUGAUGCUUGCAUAAAGGGGCUUAAUGGAGUCCCAGACGUUGUUGAGUGUUCUUUUGUGCAAUCGAGUGUCACAGAAUUACCUUUCUUUGCCUCCCAGGUAAAGCUGGGAAAGAAUGGUGUUGAGAAAGUCUAUGGACUUGGUCUACUUUCUGAAUUUGAAAAACAGAGUCUUGAGAAACUCAAGCCAGAGCUCAAAGCGUCUAUUGAGAAGGGAAUCAAGUUUGCCAACCAAAAUUAAGUGGAUUAAUUAGAAGAUUCUCACAUUCAAGAUUCCUGGUUUUGUGUUGCACUUUAUAGUUUUGCUUUCAUCCGACAGAUAUUGUAUUUUGCUGUGUGGUUUGUAAAGUGAUUAAAAUGUAAUCCAAAACUAAACUCUACUAAUCUGCUGAUAGUGCCUUCUGAUGAUUAAAUAAGGCAAUGCUGAAGGGAUGGAGACUAUACAAGAAGAAAUAUACCUUGACAAAUGCAGAAAACAAAGCAUGAAUAGCCAGAUAGUCAAAUCCUGCAAAAUAAAGGGUAGGCAUUUGGACGAAUUACCUUGAACGAGGGGAAGUGCGGUCACUAUGGAGAAGAAAAUGACGGAUACCCAAAAGAGAGAAAUAGGAAAAGUCCUUAAAUGGUGAAGCAAAUGAGCUAUAAGCUAUAAGCUAUGCUUCUGUAUUUUUUCUUUUGGUUUGGUUAAAAUACAAAAUAUGUUAUUAUAUGAGUUCUUUUUUUUUU